Messenger RNA from Lentinula edodes (shiitake mushroom), 1903 nucleotides. RefSeq names its product general substrate transporter. Bases 78 to 1763 code for a protein of 561 amino acids. Gene Ontology annotation, molecular function: carbohydrate:proton symporter activity. Gene Ontology annotation, cellular component: membrane. Gene Ontology annotation, biological process: transmembrane transport; carbohydrate transport. The transcript is spliced from 6 exons. Lineage: Eukaryota; Fungi; Basidiomycota; Agaricomycetes; Agaricales; Omphalotaceae. The record is from RefSeq and is a predicted model, not a curated record.
UUUCCCUAUAUAUGCGCGAUCGAGGCCGGAAAGAAUAAAUUUCAAGAUUCAAUUUUUUCACCACAUCUAACUAAACGAUGGGUGCUCUAUUCCAUGUCGAGGGUGUUCCAAUAGGGAUCACUUCUGUUGCUCUUGCCCUCAUCGCAUCCAUGGGCGGGUUCAUAUUCGGCUAUGAUACUGGCCAAAUAUCAGACAUUCUACUCAUGCCUGACUUCCUUCUACGUUUUGCCGACUGUUCUUCUGGUGCUACCCUUGCAACCGCUACUGAUACCUGCUCGUUCACCGAUGUCCGGUCUGGGUUAAUAGUCGCUUUAUUAUCUAUUGGCACCCUCGCCGGUGCACUCAUGGGUGCUCCAAUCGCUGACUUCCUUGGCCGUCGGUACGCCAUGGUUGUAGAAUGUGGCGUUUUCAUUAUCGGAGUCAUUGUUCAAAUCACUACGACUCAAACUUGGCAGCAAUUUGCCGUGGGCAGAAUGAUUUCAGGUCUUGGAGUCGGUGCGCUUAGUGCUGCAGUCCCCAUGUACCAAGCAGAGACCGCUCCGGCACAGAUUCGAGGUUCCCUUACUGCCACAUAUCAAUUGUUCAUUACAUUCGGGAUACUUAUUGCUUAUUGUAUAUCUAUCGGUACACGAGGCUACGAUGGUCCAUCAUCGUGGCAAACCGUUGUUGGAAUCGGUAUAGCUUGGCCUAUCAUCCUGUCCGUUGGCAUUCUGCUCAUGCCUGAAUCUCCACGUUGGUUGGUCUUCCAUGACAAACCUGAACUUGCCCUACAAUCCCUUGGUCGGGUACACGGCAUGACGCGUGAAGAAGCUCAAAAACAUCCCCUCCCUAAUAAACACCUUGCCGAAAUUCAGAGCAAUGUCGAUUUCGAGCGUCAGUCCAUAGGUCGGAGCGGCUGGAUUGACUGCUUCCGGCCUCAGAAGAAGGUUUUAUACCGAACACUUCUGGGCAUGUCGUUACAGUCUCUCCAGCAGCUCACUGGGGCCAAUUAUUUCUUCUAUUAUGGCGCGACAGUUUUUCAGUCAGUUGGAAUUUCAGACAGUUUCAUCACUCAGAUCAUCCUUGGUGCAGUUAACUUUGGAUGCACUUUCGGUGGUAUUUUGAUCAUGGAGAAAUUCGGUCGACGGGGGCCAUUAAUAAUCGGUGGUAUUUGGCAAAGCCUAUGGCUCUUCGUGUUCGCUGCUGCUGGUACUGCCAAGGUGCCACAAGACAAUCCUGGAAUUGGAAAGCUGAUGAUUGUUUCCGCUUGCCUUUUCAUUCUCGGAUAUGCUAUGACUUGGGCUCCCGGUAUCUGGAUUCUCAUCGGAGAAACUUUUCCCACUCGCACGAGAGCUAAACAAGCUUCACUCGCCACCGCUUCUAAUUGGAUCUGGAACUUCCUCCUUGCAUUUUUCACGCCUUUUAUCAUAAACGCCAUAGAUUUCCGAUACGGAUUCGUUUUCGCCUCUUGCAAUCUUCUUGGCGCCGCAGUGGUGUAUCUUUUCCUGUACGAGUCGUCGGAUCUCUCGCUAGAGGCCGUAGACAUGAUGUACAAUGAUCCCGCAUGUAAGCCUUGGACAUCAGGAAGAUGGGCGCCUGCUGGAUACUCAAGCCGAAAAGACAUCGAAGAACAGGGAAAAGCAGCCCAGGCUCACAAAGAUUUCGCACCAGGAGAAGAGAGUAGGGUCGAAAACAUCAACGGUGUCAGUGAAAAAACAACGAACAAUGGAAAGAUUGAGGGUGUUAACGGGGCACCGUAUUCGAUGGCUCCUCAAGCAGAAUGAAUGGAAAGCAACUCACAUUCACCUUGUAUACCUACACUGUACUUCUCUCAAACACAAAGCACUUGUAUUCCGCUGUAUUAUUUUACACACACAUAAAUAAUAAUGUAUAGUCCUUCUGAGAGAUAAUGUACAUAUCAGUU